GGCCGCGGGCAUUCCAUUUUGCGGGAAGGGGCUGCCAUGGCGGCUGCGUUGUCGGCGUGAGAGGACCGACCAGAUCGCGCGCGUUGCAUUCUCGCGGCGCCACGAUGGCGAUCGGUGGUGGAAAGAUCCGGCAUUAGGGUUUAUCAAGCGCGACGCUGUUCUUGCUGGAUGGCGAGUAGAUUCCAGGCGCUGGCGAUGCUGUCCAGGGUGUGCUGCCUGCCGCGGGCACGAAUCGGUCGCAGGUUUACUCACAGCAGCGCAGCUGGGGCGUUCCAGAUUAUCAGCAGGAGGGGCAAUCACUUUUGGUCGAGUUCUUCCGAGGAUAGUGGGAUAGAUGUGGAGGCGGAGGCUAGCAGCACCAGCAGCGCUAGCACUAGCAGUCGCAAGUUGCCGCUGGUGGACGAGAAGAAGAUCACACAGGCGGCCCCCGACUGGCUUCCACUUGUUCCUGGGAGUUCUUACUGGGUACCAUCGGAGGAGGAGAAGGUGAAGCCCGUCACUGUGAAGCUGCUCAACUUGAGCGACGGGAAGAUCACGGCGUGCAUCUCGCCUUGCGGCUGGCCAGCCUUUUCGGAGGACGAAGAUUUCACGGAUGUGUCUGAGGACGAAGAUGACGAUGAUUAAAUCAUACGAGCUGCUUAGCUUGCUCAAGAGCUUGCGAGCUUGCGAGAAACAAAGCAAAGGGAAAAAGAACCACUGACUGGGGCCAAACGAGCUGGAAAUGCUCACUCUGUGCGUAAACGCUGGGAAUGUAAAAUUUAUUCUAGCAAAACGAUAGAAUAAGCCUUCGAUCAACGGUUGGGAUUUUCGAUCCGUAUUAACGGUGUCGAUCCACGGGGAAGAGAAUAUUCGCAUAGCGCCAACAUUUUCCCUCUCUUUUCUUUUGUUUGAACCACCACUCAUCAGAGGGCUUUGCAGAGCUAGGGUUUUGCGGGAAGGAGGCGUUGCUCGAUCGAUCGAAUGGACGAGAAUGUGGCGCCUCUCGCAGUGAAUCCUCGAGCUGCGCACCCUGUGCCAAAGAAUGUGUUUAAGCGUCUAUACAGUGGAUUCAAGGGAGGGGAUCCGAAGAUCCGCAAGCAUGGGAGUACGAAAGAGGAGGAGAUUGAUAAAACCCCGUUGAAAGCCACCAGAGGACGCCAAGUUUCAUCCAAGUUCUCUGGGGUUUUGUUGUCCAGAUCCACCAAGAAGUACGACAGCCAGAGACAAUGCUUGGCGAAGAAGUUCUCAUUUAAGACGCCGUCUACGAACCAGCAGUUUGUGACGUCCGAGAGAGGGGCUGAGAGCAAACCGUCGGUGAAAACUCCCGCUUCCGUUAGACUUGCGAGAUCCAAGCUCGAGUCCGCAAAGUACUGGUUGUCGCUGGUGAGUGUUGCGGAGAAAGCAGGAAAGCACGCCGUCUCGGUGGGGCUUUUCCGCCUUGCUACCGACUGUGGAGCAAAGCCGAUAGCUGACAUCCAAAAAGGCCUUGCGUCCUAUACUGCUCGAUACAAUCUCAACUCGACUCCCGCAGACAGCCACCUGGAAGUUUCAACUUCUCUUAAAGUCGAGGAACAUGUCCCGGACGUGCAGUCGGAUAGUCAGCAUCCUGCAAUCAAUACUGACGCUGACGAAGGCAAAGCUGUUAAAGAAGUCAAGGCUAUGGAGAAUGUCGGUGACGAAGAGUGCUCACGGGUUUCUGUCAUUGACAAGCUUAAUCCAGAAGACGAUGCUACCUCUGAGGUCAUCAACGGCGUCAUUCACACUACUGAUGCCCAUGAAACUGGUGCCACCAGUAAGUUGGACGCGCAGAAAUCGCCACCAAAGCCUUCGGCUGAAGUUAUUGCUCCUCGACGUACCCCUCGCCGUGCAUGCGCUAUACGCGCGAUUCAGAGGAUUGAAGAAAGCAACAAGAAGCAACCUCGACGAAAGCAGUCAGAGUCGAAGGCUGGCGAAACCUCGAACGAAGCUCCUGAGUUGGAUGUCGAGAAAAUGGACGUGGAUGCCCUGAUGGAGGAGGUAGUCUCGUGCAUGAUGACAGGUUCGGGCAACCAGGAAGUGCUGAGUACUUCCAAGCCCCGUCUGCGUUCGAGCUGUAAGAAGCAAGCGAAAGUACCUGCUCGAUGCGCAAUCUCGCCAAAUCAAGCACAGGAUAAGAAGGCUGGCAACGGGAACAAGGAGUUCCAGGUUGUGAACGAGAGCUCCAAAACCAGCGAUCACAACGAAGUUGGAAAAGAAAAUGCUCCAAAGGUGACAACGAGUCGAACACUUUUCGAGACACCGACAAAGAAAAGCAUAGCUGUUGAACCAGUGCCAGGAAGUACCGAAACAAGGAAGUCGGCAAGAAUCCGGUCAAUCGGCAAGUCCGCCGGCAAGUGUGCUUGACAAUGUGAGUUUUUCCUAGACUUUACAGUUUCAGCUUGCUAUGAUCUCUCAACUUUCGAAAGCAAGCUAGCACCAGUUGAAAGAUUUGACAGAGAAAGCAUAUAGUAAAUAUUUCCUUUACUUGAUCGAUUUCAAGAGCUGAGAAAAAAGGUGCUUUUGGCGACACUGGAACUUCUUUAAAGGCAUUUGGGGCGAGAAGCGUAGCUAGUACACAGAUGCGCCACGGAGCUUUUACUUACUCGAAGAAAACUCGUCUGCUGGGGUCCCAGUUUUGAGGGGCAUCGGAUGCUUCCAUUCCGAUAUGGAUGCUAUCUUCGAAUCCAGGCUCGCUUUCCUUCUGGAGUCCAUUUCGAGAGCUUUGUUUUUAAGUGUUUUCAAUGGGCUAAAGCUGGUGCUUUGCUUGGUGUAGCUGUUUAAGUGGGGACGCUUGGAGCCUCCUUUUCUUUUAUCAAGUGUUCUUUCUAGCGGUAAAUGUGAGAAUGAAAGAUCUUUGUC
Molecule: messenger RNA, 2856 nt
Organism: Selaginella moellendorffii
Lineage: Eukaryota; Viridiplantae; Streptophyta; Lycopodiopsida; Selaginellales; Selaginellaceae
Exons: 13
Coding region: 961-2361 (466 amino acids)
Source: RefSeq, a predicted model, not a curated record